AUGAAGAUUGGCAAGGCCCCGGCACUCCUGAAGAAGGCCGUGAGCAUGUGCAAGAGCAAGACCAGCGUGCUAGCGGCAAGGCUCCUCGUCCUCGCAUCGUUCCACCGCAGGAUGGUCAUGGCCGGUGUGAUCUCUAACAAGAUCCAGUCGCUGAUGGUGGCUGCCGACCGGGUGAUGGUGAGAGUGGAUAGCUGUCACAAGGCUCUUGUACUGCGGAAGGCCGAGAAGUCGCUGGCGAUCUAUGGGGGUCAGAUUGUUGAUGAUCUCUCUCAUCAAAUCAAACUGUUCGACCAAGAAGAAAAUUGUGAUGGUGGCUGCCCUGACUGGACAUUGCACUCCAUCUUCAACGAUGACGACAAUUGUUCCUACAUUGAUGAGUACGAGGGGGAUGAUCAUGAGCUGUCGGCGAUGGAUGUAAUCAGCAGCAAUCGAGAUGUAGAGAGGUUGGAGUAUAACAAGGAAGACGACAUCGACCAGGCUGCCGAAAUAUUCAUCAGGAGAUUUCGAGAGCAGAUGAACAAAAGCUUUUAG
Molecule: messenger RNA, 531 nt
Organism: Lolium rigidum
Lineage: Eukaryota; Viridiplantae; Streptophyta; Magnoliopsida; Poales; Poaceae
Exons: 1
Coding region: 1-531 (176 amino acids)
Source: RefSeq, a predicted model, not a curated record